GUGUGUGUAUAAAGAUCUCCAGCUUGUGAAAAGCUUCAGGGAGAACUGCACAGUGUUCUUUCCCUUCAGCUGGUUUGUGGGUUUCUGGAUGUUUUUACCUCUCUUCUCUGGACUUAGCAAGAAAAAAAAUGCAGGACACCUUUUGGAUCUUGUUGAUGUUCACAGGAGCUGCUUCAGCUCAGCAUGUGACUGAGCCCAACAUCACCAUGAGCACCAAUACAAUGGACAACAACGUUAAUCUGCUUUGUUGGUUGGAUGGUUUUUCUCCGAAAAAAAUAAGUGUUGCGUGGUACAAGGGUAAUAUGUUGCACACAGAGAAGACAACCAUGAAGAUAUUCGAAAAUCUCAACAAUGGAGAAAGGACGUUUGGUGCACUGAGCCAACUCAGCAUUAAUGCACAGCAAUGGAAUGAAGGCACAGAGUUCACCUGUAAAGCCACACACAACUCCAAGAUCUUCAGUCAAACAUGGAGCAAGUGCAAAGCUGAACCAACAUCCAAACCACUGAUACGUCUGGAGAAACCUGGUCUCAUGUCAGUAUUGACAGAUUCAGAAGUAACAGCUUCCUGUGUUGUUGAAACUGUGCACAAUACCAAAGUGUCAUGGUUUGUAGAUGGAAGGGAAAAAACAGACAGAGUCACCUUGAAGACACUGGACGGGAGAACUGUUAGCAACCUGACUAUCUCUACAAACGAAUGGAAAAACUGGCAGACAGUAAAAUGCACCGCUGCACAUCUAUGUUUUGGCACAGUAGAGAAGACAAUUAAUAUUCUAGAACCUGUGCAGAAAACUCCUACAGUGGUGAUCAGGAGGAAUCUGGCAGACAUACUGAAGGGAGACAGUACAGUACUGGAGUGUGCUGCAAGAGAUCUGCCCUCUGGUGAGCUCUCGGUCAUCUUACAUGCCAAUGGAAUAAGGGUCCUUGAACCUCAGUAUGUGGAUCUGCCCAAAGGAGUGGACACUCUGACUGCACGCUUCACUGUUCCCACAACACACAGAAACAAAAACCAACGGUUCACCUGUCAGAUUCAGCAAAGCCGUUCCAAACAGUGGACAUCCAAUUCUAUAGAAAACCUUUUUGGUGACCCUUCAGUGGAACUUUCAGCUGUUUCCAACACUGAUAACUCUGGAUCAAUUACACAAAAACUUAUUUGUUCUGGAACUGGAUUCAACCCACAAAUUAAGUGGCUCCAUAAAUCUGUGCCAAAUGCUCUUACAGAAGUGAUGAUGCAAGGAGAUGGACGUGUGAAAGUAUCCAGUGAGAUAUUGGUUCAACAACAGGAGUGGAAUAUUGAUUGUGUAUGUGAGGUCAGUGAUCAGGAUAAUCCCAAACAUGUCCAGAAGAGCACCAGAGUUUGUGCAGCUCAUUCAACUGUCAAGCCACUGAUACGUCUGGAGAAACCUGGUCUCAUGUCAGUAUUGACAGAUUCAGAAGUAACAGCUUCCUGUGUUGUUGAAACUGUGCUCAAUAGCAGAGUGUCGUGGUUUGUAGAUGGAGGGGAAAAAACGAACAGAGUCACCUUGAAGACACUAGACGGGAGAACUGUUAGCAACCUGACUAUCUCUACAGACGAAUGGAAAAACUGGCAGACAAUAAAAUGCACAGCUAAACAUCCAUGUUUUGACACAGUAGAGAAGACAAUUAAUAUUCUAGAACCUGUGCAGAAAACUCCUACAGUGGUGAUCAGGAGGAAUCUGGCAGACAUACUGAAGGGAGACAGUGCAGUACUGGAGUGUGCUGCAAGAGAUCUGCCCUCUGGUGAGCUCUUGGUCAUCUUACAGGCCAAUGGAAUAAGGGUCCUUGAACCUCAGUAUGUGGAUCUGCCCAAAGGAGUGGACACUCUGACUGCACGCUUCACUGUUCCCACAACACACAGAAACAAAAACCAACGGUUCACCUGUCAGAUUCAGCAAAGCCGUUCCAAACAGUGGACAUCCAAUUCUAUAGAAAACCUUUUUGGUGACCCUUCAGUGGAACUUUCAGCUGUUUCCAACACUGAUAACUCUGGAUCAAUUACACAAAAACUUAUUUGUUCUGGAACUGGAUUCAACCCACAAAUUAAGUGGCUCCAUAAAUCUGUGCCAAAUGCUCUUACAGAAGUGAUGAUGCAAGGAGAUGGACGUGUGAAAGUAUCCAGUGAGAUAUUGGUUCAACAACAGGAGUGGAAUAUUGAUUGUGUAUGUGAGGUCAGUGAUCAGGAUAAUCCCAAACAUGUCCAGAAGAGCACCAGAGUUUGUGCAGCUCAUUCAACUGUCAAGCCACUGAUACGUCUGGAGAAACCUGGUCUCAUGUCAGUAUUGACAGAUUCAGAAGUAACAGCUUCCUGUGUUGUUGAAACUGUGCUCAAUAGCAGAGUGUCGUGGUUUGUAGAUGGAGGGGAAAAAACAAACAGAGUCACCUUGAAGACACUAGACGGGAGAACUGUUAGCAACCUGACUAUCUCUACAGACGAAUGGAAAAACUGGCAGACAAUAAAAUGCACAGCUAAAAAUCCAUGUUUUGACACAGUAGAGAAGACAAUUAAUAUUCUAGAACCUGUGCAGAAAACUCCUACAGUGGUGAUCAGGAGGAAUCUGGCAGACAUACUGAAGGGAGACAGUACAGUACUGGAGUGUGCUGCAAGAGAUCUGCCCUCUGGUGAGCUCUCGGUCAUCUUACAUGCCAAUGGAAUAAGGGUCCUUGAACCUCAGUAUGUGGAUCUGCCCAAAGGAGUGGACACUCUGACUGCACGCUUCACUGUUUCCACAACACACAGAAACAAAAACCAACGGUUCACCUGUCAGAUUCAGCAAAGCCGUUCCAAACAGUGGACGUCCAAUUCUAUAGAAAACCUUUUUGGUGACCCUUCAGUGGAACUUUUAGUUAUUUCCAGUGUGGAUAAAUCUGCAUCAGCGACACAAAAACUUCUUUGCGCUGCAACUGGACUUAACCCAAAGAUAAAGUGGCUCCCUGAAUCUGUAGUAAAUGCUCUCAAUGGUCUCAGUAAAGUAACAGUGGAUUCAGAUGGACGUGUGAAAGUGUCCAGUGAGAUUUCAGUUCCACAGCAACAGUGGAAUAAUAGAGUUACAUUUACCUGCCGAGUCAGCGAUCAGGAUCCUCUGAAACCAGUUGAGAAGAGCACCAGUAUUUGUGCAGUGACUCCAGAUUUUGCUCAGAAGGCACAGGUUUAUCUGUUGGCUCCCUCCAUUAGUGACAUGAGAGCAAAUCAUCAUGUCUCUGUCACCUGUCUGCUAUUGGGCCACAGGCUCAAUGACUUCUCGAUUGUUUGGAAAAUAGGAAAAGACAUCACCUCUCAGGGUGUGACCACACAACCUCUCAGAGUCCACAGCAAUGGAACAGAGUGUGUCCGAAGUGUUCUAAAGGUUCCAGCUGCAAAGUGGAAUGCAUACAAAACUGUUUCCUGUGAAGUGACACACCUCUGCGGCACCAAGAAAAUGGAGCACACCAUCUCUAAAACCAGAGGCUCAGACCGCAAAAGUCCCACCGUCCGAAUUCUCAGUCCCAGUGAUGACGAUCUGUCAGGAGUUCGCAACACAUAUCUUCUCUGCUUGGUCGACGGCUUCCGCCCUGCUGAUAUCUCUGUGCACUGGGAGCUGAAUGGCAGCCGGCUGGAUGCAUCUCAGUUCAUGAACAGUCCAGUCGGCAUUCGCUCUGCGUGGAGUGAUUAUUCCAUGCACAGCGCACUGAUAUUACCAGCAUCAAAAAGGGAGGACGGCACUUUUUCCUGUGUGGUCAGCCAUGAGUCAUCUGAAAAGCCAAUCAGGAACUCGAUUAACAACAUAUACGAACCUGUGCAGAAAACUCCUACAGUGGUGAUCAGGAGGAAUCUGGCAGACAUACUGAAGGGAGACAGUGCAGUACUGGAGUGUGCUGCAAGAGAUCUGCCCUCUGGUGAGCUCUCUGUCACCUUCCAGGCCAAUGGAAUAAGGGUCCUUGAACCUCAGUAUGUGGAUCUGCCCAAAGGAGUGGACACUCUGACUGUACGCUUCACUGUUCCCACAACACACAGAAACAAAAACCAACGGUUCACCUGUCAGAUUCUGCAAAGCCGUUCCAAACAGUGGACGUCCAAUUCUAUAGAAAACCUUUUUGGUGACCCUUCAGUGGAACUUCUAGUUAUUUCCAGUGUGGAUAAAUCUGCAUCGGCGACACAAAAACUUCUUUGCGCUGCAACUGGACUUAACCCAAAGAUAAAGUGGCUCCCUGAAUCUGUGGUAAAUGCUCUCAAUGCUCUCAGUACAGUAACGGUGGAUUCAGAUGGACGUGUGAAAGUGUCCAGUGAGAUUUCGGUUCCACAGCAACAGUGGAAUAAUAGAGUUAUAUUUACCUGCCGAGUCAGUGAUCAGGAUCCUCUGAAACCUGUUGAGAAGAGCACCAGUAUUUGUGCAGUGACUCCAGAUUUUGCUCAGAAGGCACAGGUUUACCUGUUGGCUCCCUCCAUCAGUGACAUGAGAGCAAAUGAUCAUGUCUCUGUCACCUGUCUGCUAUUGGGCCACAGGCUCAUUGACUUCUCGUUUGUUUGGAAAAUAGGAAAGGACAUUACCUCUCAGGGUGUGACCACACAACCUCUCAGAGUCCACAGCAAUGGAACAGAGAGUGUCCGAAGUAUUCUAAAGGUUCCAGCUAGAAAGUGGAACGCGUACACAACUGUUUCCUGUGAAGGGACACACCUCUGCUCCACCACGAAUAUGGAGCACACCAUAUCUAAAACCAGAGCCUCAGACCGCAAAAGUCCCACCGUCCGAAUUCUCAGUCCCAGUGAUGACGAUCUGUCAGGAGUUCGCAACACAUAUCUUCUCUGCUUGAUCGACGGCUUCCGCCCUGCUGAUAUCUCUGUGCACUGGGAGCUGAAUGGCAGCCGGCUGGAUGCAUCUCAGUUCAUAAACAGUCCAGUCGGCAUUCGCUCUGCGUGGAGUGAUUAUUCCAUGCACAGCGCACUGAUAUUACCAGCAUCAAAAAGGGAGGAUGGCACUUUUUCCUGUGUGGUCAGCCAUGAGUCAUCUGAAAAGCCAAUCAGGAACUCAAUUAACAACGUAUACGCCUCUGUGACUGAAAAUGCUCCCUCUGUGGAGCUGCUGCAGGGUCAAAAUAAACUGGUGUGUCUGGUGUACGGUUAUAGCCCUUCAGCCAUUAACAUCACCUGGCUCCUAAAUAGUGUGAGUGUACAGCAUGAUGACAGCACCAACAGCUCUGCCAAAAGGCCUGAUGGGAAAUUCAGCAUUAAAAGCCAUCUGAAGGUCCAGGCCUCUGAAUGGGCACCUGGUGACACUUACACAUGCCUUGUCGAGCACAUCACUGGCAUCGUUACUCGCGACAUCUCCAAAAAAGAAUUUACUGAAGAGACGAUAUACUUUGAUGAAAACAAGUAUGAGCAGCUGUUGACGGCACCUUCUAGAGUUUAGAUUAAGGAUUCUAAUAAUGCUUUAUUGCUGUAUUUGUUUGAUUGAAAAUUUUAAUGACUAGUUUUAAGUUGAUAGAUGCAAGUGAGUAACAAGUUGAAUAAAUAAAGAAAAAAAAUAAAUGUACUUGAUGCUGAAUAUUAGGGUGUCUAUCAGCUGUUGUUUCAUUUUUGAGACGUUUAUUCAAAUGAAGGGUAUAUAUUCAAAACCAUUCCUUAAUUUCAAU
Messenger RNA from Ictalurus punctatus (channel catfish), 5625 nucleotides. RefSeq lists its product as uncharacterized. NCBI's taxonomy places the organism in Eukaryota, Metazoa, Chordata, Actinopteri, Siluriformes, Ictaluridae. The transcript is spliced from 19 exons. Bases 129 to 5402 code for a protein of 1757 amino acids. The record is from RefSeq and is a predicted model, not a curated record.